AAUGAAGAUAUUUUUCAUUCAUUGACCCUCGAAAGUUCGAAGAGAGAAGUUACGUACACCCAGAAGUGAAUAUAGCGUGUUAUUAUUUAAAAAAAGUGUGAAAUACAUAUAAAAAAAAGUGCAACAUGGCUCAAUCUCAAAUUGCCGGCAAGGAAAAUAUUACGGACAACAUGGAAAAAUUCUCGCUUAAGAGCCCCAGCAAGAAAAUUUUGACAGAAAGCGCCAGCAACGUUCGUAAAAUGUCGAUAACAAAUGAAGACAAGGACGCAACCAAAGCAGUCCAGACUAUCAUGGAAAAGACUGUCGCCCCUUUUGAUCCCAGCUUAGAGCCAUUGCUGCGAGAGAAUCCCCGCCGGUUUGUCAUUUUCCCCAUUCAAUACCAUGACAUUUGGCAAAUGUACAAAAAGGCUGAAGCAUCGUUCUGGACCGUCGAAGAAGUGGAUCUGUCCAAGGACAUGACUGAUUGGGCCAAGCUUACGGAUAAUGAGCGUCAUUUCAUAUCGCAUGUGUUGGCCUUCUUUGCUGCUUCUGAUGGAAUUGUUAACGAAAAUCUGGUCGAACGUUUUAGCCAAGAAGUGCAGGUGACCGAGGCACGUUGCUUUUAUGGCUUCCAGAUUGCCAUGGAGAAUGUGCAUUCCGAAAUGUACAGUGUGCUCAUUGACACCUAUAUCAGGGAUCCUCAUCAGCGAGACUAUCUCUUCAAUGCCAUUGAAACGAUGCCGGCUGUUAAGCGGAAGGCAGACUGGGCUCUUUCUUGGAUCUCUUCGAAGGCUGCCAACUUUGGUGAACGUAUUAUUGCUUUUGCUGCUGUUGAAGGCAUCUUCUUCAGUGGGAGCUUUGCAUCCAUCUUCUGGCUGAAGAAGCGUGGACUUAUGCCUGGACUUACAUUCUCCAACGAAUUGAUCUCUCGCGAUGAAGGUCUGCAUUGUGACUUUGCGGUGCUUAUGUUCCAACAUUUGGUGCAGCGGCCUAGUCGGGAACGCAUCAUUGAAAUCAUAACGGAUGCUGUGACUAUUGAGCAGGAGUUCCUCACCGAUGCGCUGCCCGUCAACUUGAUUGGCAUGAACUGUGCUCUGAUGUCCGAAUAUAUCGAGUUUGUCGCUGAUCGCCUAUUGGUUGAGCUUGGCGUGGGCAAGAUUUACAACACAAAGAAUCCAUUCUCGUUCAUGGAGAUGAUCUCUUUGGAUGGCAAAACCAACUUCUUCGAGAAGAAAGUGGGUGAAUAUCAGCGCAUGGGAGUUACAUCGAAUCGUUUGGACAAUGUGUUUACAUUAGAUGCGGAUUUUUAAAACGAAUCUAUUCGCUUUCCUCACAGCUGCUGGUUCCAGGUGUUAUUUAGAUACUUUUAAUUAUAUCUCCUUAACUUUCUUUUAGCAUGUAAGUCCACAAAAUUUGACAUAUUAAUUGAUCAUCAUUGUCAUUCCUCUUACCAAAAAAUCGUCGUUUUACAUAUUUUUUAAUCACAUCAGACAUACUACUUGACUUCCAUAAGAACAUUUUAUUUGUACCUAUUCAAUUAUCAUAACAUUGUACAUAACAUUUUAAAUAAAUUUUUAUUAUAC
Drosophila albomicans is the source of this 1562-nucleotide messenger RNA. It is a transcript of the gene RnrS, whose product is annotated as ribonucleoside-diphosphate reductase subunit M2. Gene Ontology annotation, molecular function: ribonucleoside-diphosphate reductase activity, thioredoxin disulfide as acceptor. The transcript has 3 exons. The coding region runs from base 126 to 1289 and encodes 387 amino acids. Lineage: Eukaryota; Metazoa; Arthropoda; Insecta; Diptera; Drosophilidae. Gene Ontology annotation, cellular component: cytosol. The record is from RefSeq and is a predicted model, not a curated record. Gene Ontology annotation, biological process: deoxyribonucleotide biosynthetic process.